UGCAGGCAGAUCCACUUCACUCACAGCAGCUGCAUCUGAAUGAAUGUAAUCACUCCCUCCAUUACAUAUUUUUGCAGUAAUGCAUUUCCAACAGCAGCAGCUCAGCUACCAAAUGCAGCCACUCAGCAUUUCUGCCUAAUGCAUUGCGCGCCAUGUGUCUGCCAUUUUAAACUUUGCAUUAAUGUUUUUGUUGGUCACAUCCAGCCUUAAAGUCAGUGAGAAAGCCUUGCACUCGGUGUUGCCUAGUUGUGUGGUUGCGUGGAAACUAAACGGCUGCACUCAGUGAGCGAGCCCUGAACUGUAGGAGCAUUUCCAGUGGCGCGUGGUGGCUGCCCACAAGAGCGGCUCUCUGCACAAGUUUAACGAGGACCUGAUGGAGGAGAAGCGAAAUAUUGACCGAACCGCCUUCCGGGGAUUUCUCUGAUCCGCCGGAGCAUUUCACUCCCUGACGCUUGCUGAGGAACACACCAUGAAAAGGAGAGGGAAAGCAACAAAGACGCUCAACAACUUCUGGGGAGGUUAAUGUGGACUUCACCUCCUGCGCCCAGGUGGUCCUUCCUGGAGCAUGCACGUAUCCCACAAUGUCCCUAAUUGCAGACUGGUUACUGCGCCACUCAGUGGUCACGUGUUUGCUGCUGCACAGCCUGGUGCUUAUGACCUUUUGCUUCCACAAUGCUGCCACCAGUUGCUCCAACGGCUGUUACUGCUCUGAGAGCGAUACCGGGGGCAAGACGGUCCGCUGCAGCAAUAUGCGGCUCAUAGAGAUCCCCCAGGAUAUCCCCAAUGACACACAACGCGUCUACCUGGACUUCAACCUUUUCACUACAGUCCCAACUAAUGCUUUUGCAGGUUUGCCCAACCUAGUUGAACUGGAUCUAUCACACAACGAAUUGAGUCUGUUAGAACCAGGGGCAUUCAGAGGACUUGGCCCCUCACUACAGUUCCUAGACAUUUCUUCUAACAAGUUAGUGAGCUUUAACCCAGAGGCCUUUGAUGGCCUGCGGUCUCGCGCCAACCUAACAAACAAUCCUUGGCAUUGUGACUGCAACUUGCAGAUGGCCUUGCCCCGUGUGGACCUGGAGCCUGCCUCGCUGGCGGGAAUCGUUUGCAAGACUGCAGAUCCUGAGGAAACGGGAGUUCAAGGACUUGCCUUCCUGUUGGCACCAGCCAUAGACCUAUGUGUGGUGAUGAAGAGGACUACAGAUGUGGCCAUGCUGGUGGUCAUGUUUGGCUGGUUCAGCAUGGUAAUCUCCUACCUGGUCUACUAUGUCAGGGCUAAUCAGGAGGACGCCCGCAGACACCUGGAGUAUCUCAAGUCGUUGCCAGGCAUACAGGGCAAAUCAGAGGAGUCUUCUACCAUUAGUACUGUGGUAUAGGUUGGAUGCAACUACACGUGGGACCACUAAACAGGAUGGAGCAACGACUACAUGGUCUUCAUCAAUCUCAGAUGGUUUUGCUCAGCUGUUGUCUCUGAGCCAAGGUGGGCAACAAGACAUGCGCAUCUGCACAAGAAAAACAGGCCGAUGCAACCUAGCCAGAUGAAUAAUUCAUCAUUCAGUGACCCAUUAGGAGUUUCUGCUGGCUGAGUUGAUGGUCUGGUGAGUGCACUAAGGGAGUUAAAGCAAAGGCUGUUUUUGGUGAACUCCAAAUAUGGGCUACAAAUGGGAUUUAUCCAAUGGUGCAUACACCUAGAUGCACCGAGCCUACACACAGACAAUAUGAAGCACCAUGAACGGGAAAAGGUAACACUACAAUGAGGAAAUUCAUGUACAACUGUUUUCCAUUACAACCCUUAUGGUAUCCACCAGUAUAUUCUAAGUAAAAUUAUGUUUUCCAAUUAAAUUGUUGUUUUUUGA
Gymnodraco acuticeps is the source of this 1856-nucleotide messenger RNA. It is a transcript of the gene lrrc3ca, whose product is annotated as leucine rich repeat containing 3Ca. The record is from RefSeq and is a predicted model, not a curated record. Bases 582 to 1376 code for a protein of 264 amino acids. The transcript is spliced from 2 exons. Gene Ontology annotation, molecular function: protein binding. Lineage: Eukaryota; Metazoa; Chordata; Actinopteri; Perciformes; Bathydraconidae.